Messenger RNA from Grammomys surdaster, 5506 nucleotides. RefSeq names its product guanine deaminase (gene Gda). Gene Ontology annotation, biological process: guanine catabolic process. Gene Ontology annotation, cellular component: cytosol. NCBI's taxonomy places the organism in Eukaryota, Metazoa, Chordata, Mammalia, Rodentia, Muridae. Gene Ontology annotation, molecular function: zinc ion binding; guanine deaminase activity. The transcript has 14 exons. Bases 200 to 1564 code for a protein of 454 amino acids. The record is from RefSeq and is a predicted model, not a curated record.
AGAAAAAUCCUAUUGGCAUCCAGGAGGCAGGGAGCCAGCCCCUGGGCGCGGCCUGCAGGGGGCAGGCGAUCGCCUGGGGAAGCGGGGGCAGGACGAGCCCUGAGAGCCAGCAGCACCCGCUCCGCAGCCGCAGGGACCGCUCUGCGCCCGCCUGGUGCGCCCUCCUUGGCCAGUGAACUCGCGCUGCCCCGCUGCUGCCAUGUGUGCGGCUCGGACGCCGCAGCUGGCGCUCAUCUUCCGAGGGACUUUCGUCCACUCCACCUGGACCUGCCCCAUGGAGGUGCUUCGCGAUCACCUCCUCGGCGUGAGCGACAGCGGCAAAAUAGUGUUCCUAGAAGAAUCAUCUCAGCAAGAAAAACUGGCCAAAGAAUGGUGCUUCAAACCAUGUGAGAUCAGAGAGCUGAGCCACCAUGAGUUCUUCAUGCCAGGCCUUGUUGAUGCACACAUCCAUGCCCCUCAGUAUGCCUUUGCUGGAAGCAACGUUGACCUGCCACUUUUGGAGUGGCUAAACAAGUAUACAUAUCCUACCGAACUAAGAUUCCAGAGCACCGAUGUGGCCGAAGAAGUCUACACUAGAGUUGUCAGGAGAACACUAAAGAACGGCACCACCACGGCUUGCUACUUUGGAACAAUUCACACUGACUCAUCCCUGCUCCUUGCGGAAAUUACAGAUAAAUUUGGCCAGCGAGCAUUUGUGGGCAAAGUAUGCAUGGAUUUGAAUGACACUGUUCCAGAAUACAAGGAGACCACCGAGGAGUCAGUCAAGGAGACAGAGAGAUUUGUGUCAGAAAUGCUCAAAAAGAAUUAUCCAAGGGUGAAACCCAUAGUGACCCCGCGCUUUUCCCUUUCUUGCACGGAGACUCUGAUGAGUGAACUUGGCAACAUCGCCAAGACCCAUGAUCUGUAUAUCCAGAGCCACAUAAGUGAAAACCGUGAGGAAAUUGAAGCUGUGAAGAGUCUAUACCCUGGUUACAAAAAUUACACAGAUGUCUAUGAUAAAAACAAUCUUCUGACCAACAAGACAGUGAUGGCUCAUGGCUGCUACCUUUCUGAAGAAGAGCUUAACGUCUUCAGUGAACGAGGAGCAUCCGUUGCACAUUGUCCCAACUCUAAUCUGUCGCUGAGCAGUGGCUUACUGAACGUGCUUGAUGUCCUGAAGCAUAACGUGAAGAUAGGGCUUGGGACAGAUGUGGCUGGUGGUUACUCCUAUUCCAUGCUGGAUGCCAUCAGAAGAGCAGUGAUGGUUUCCAAUGUCCUCUUAAUUAAUAAGGUGAAUGAGAAAAGCCUCACCCUCAAAGAAGUCUUCAGACUAGCCACUCUUGGAGGAAGUCAAGCCCUGGGGCUCGAUAGUGAGAUUGGAAACUUUGAAGUCGGCAAAGAAUUUGAUGCCCUCUUGAUCAACCCCAGAGCAUCGGACUCUCCCAUUGAUCUGUUUUAUGGGGAUUUUGUUGGUGAUAUUUCUGACGCUGUUAUCCAGAAGUUCCUCUAUCUAGGAGACGAUCGAAAUAUUGAGGAGGUUUAUGUGGGUGGAAAGCAGGUUGUUCCAUUCUCCAGCUCAGUGUAAGGCUUUGGACAUCCAUGAAGCUCUCCUGGGAGAACAUGAUUCUGCAAUCUUCCUUGUGCCCAGGGACCAAUCAGAAAGUAUAUUUUAAAAAAAGUACCAUGUUCUUUGGAUGACUUCUGUUCCUGUGUCUCCUUCCAGUGCUCAUUUGGUAAAUUGUUCGAAGGGAGUACGCUGCUUCUCCACUGUGGUCCGAAAGCAUUCGUAAUUUCAUGACAGCGCCUCCCAUUGGGCUGUUUAGAUUUGUGUUAAGGUCACACAGAAGGCAGUAUUAACAGCUGGCAAUGUGCUUUUAAUAGUAAGGUAAAGCCUUUCCAUAUAGGGAAAUACAGGGUGAGGAGCUCUCCCUAUGUGGUUAGACACUCUGUGCUAAUGACUGAGAAAAUUUAAGAAACUACAGUAUGGACCAAUGAGCAGAUGUUUAUGAGAGGGAACAAGCUAGACAUUGAGAAGACAUUGGAAAAUCAUUGUUUGUGCUUGGAAAUUAAGUAUUGAGAACACUCUUAUAAAAAGAGAACUUACUGGAUUUAAAACAUGCUUCUAGAUUGAGCUUAUCUAUGGAAAUUUGCACUUUGUGAAAUUUGCAUUUCAGGGUGUGCUAUUGUUAUGCUUUCCCUUCUUGAGAUGAAUGUCAGAACCGGAAUGCCACAUGCUUUUCAAAUAUAGUUCUGUGCUUCAAAGUGUUUGACAGAAGUUGAAUAUUAAAGAUUUAAAGUCUCUUAGGGAUAGUAUUCACAUAGCCACAUGGCAUAAAUAGUUGUGUUUUUGUGUACUUCAAAGUCAUCUUGAUUCCUGGCUGUGAGGUGUUCAAGUUGCUUCUAUUUUAUUACAUGAGAAACAAGCCCUGUGUAUGUUGCUGCCCUGUAGACUGGAGAUUUCAUAAAUUGGGGAAGUAGUGUAUUCCCCAGAGCUGUUAACACUAUCAGGACAGGAUUCUUUGUAAUGCUGAAUCUACCCAACCCAAUGUGUCAACGUUGCUGUACAGUUCACCCUCCCCUCAAUGUGCUAGAACUUAAAAGCCAAGUGAAAGUCCCUUAAAGAAUUAAGGAUAAGACUCUGUAAGGUCUGUAUAUUGAAAGAACUCUGUUUUUCUAAUUUAUCAAAUUGUCAUUAUAAUUCUUUGAGAUUUUUCUGGCAUCAAAAUCUUAGAAUAAUGAAAAAGAUAUAGAAAUGCCAUUUAAUGUUUGUAUUUCUAGAACUUACCUGUACUAGACACCAACAAAUAUUAAGCAAAAGAGGACCCCUUAGCUUUUCUAGCUAAUAUAGUAUCCCUUCUCACACCAGAACUAAAACCAGGUCAUAACCAUGUGGCAGAGCCUUAGGAAAGAGUGGUGUGGUUUCUAUUUAAAUACUACAUUUUUCUCAAUUUAUUCCACCUACAAGCAAGCAAGGACCAGGAACAAGUUUUAUUAACAAACCAUUUCAUUCCUAGGGUUUAGAUGAGUUUCUAUUUUAUCUUAUAACAGAAAAAAAAACAUUAGGCAAUAGAGUUAGUUUUCAUGUCUAAGAAUACAUAGUUCCUCUGCUGUCCCGUAAACAUCAGUUUCACAGCCCAUGCUAACUCAGCAGUAACUUGUCCAGAUCUAUUUUCCUGGUAGAAGUACUUUUAGAUCUAGUUGUGUAUACAUUAAAUCUAAAGAUGAUACACAUUUUAGAUAUCUUACUUCAUUUUAUCUUUAAGAAAAAAAAGACAGAAUUUGUCUUGUGGGAUAUAAGUAAGUAAAUCCAACCUCUGGUUUUAGUCUGGAUGUCCAGUGUUUCUAGCACAUCAGAAAUAUCAAAAUGAUCUGCCAAAUCCCCUCCCAGAUUUCUCUCUGGGGCUGGCAAGUACUUUAGGCUGUGUCUUUUAACUCUUGCCAAAGGGACUUAGUUACAGGGUAUCUAACUGGAGUGAGGCAGCUGUGGAGCUUAGGUGUGUGUCGGGUAGACAUCUGCCAGCCACCAGCCACCUCCAGCCUUUGCAGACCCCAUACUCGUCCUCCUUAAGGGUAUGCAUUUUUGUGUUGAACAUCAGCUUUUAUUUAAAUGUAAGACCCCCACGCAGUAAUAUAAGUAAGUGUAAUACUGGAAGUGGGAAUAACAGUGGUCAUAUAACAUCAUCCAGUCGAGCAUUCAGAUUUGUCCUGAUAAUGUGUUGCCAGCCGAAUAGAUAAGGUGUUGAAGUGUUUACAUGUACUUUGAGUACUUUGAUCUCCCUGCAUCCCUUAUAACAUAUGUGUUUUAGUUCCCCAAGUGAAGUGUUCAUGAGUGUUACUUAUGCUUGUUUGAAUGUCCCACACAUGGGGCCAGAUGUCCUGCACUUUGAAAUGCUGCGUUCACCUAAUGUAGGUUGACUUUCCUGAUUAUUGAUAGGCACUGUUCCAAGCCUAUCCCAGUUGUCACUUUAUGUUUGAAUGGUUUGCUCUCUGUUGAAGAAAGGAAAAGAGAAACAAAGACAGGGGAAGAGAGGAAAGGGGUAGAGAGAGAAAGGGAGGAAGAAGAGAGGGAGGGGAAAAGGAAGGAAGAUUAAAACAUUAUCCUGCCUACUCCAUACCAUUUGAAUAGUUUCUUUAGAAUUUUUUGAUGGACUUCAUUAUAAAAGGUUAGAAAGCAUUAAAAGUAAUCAUGUGUGUUAUAUUUAUAAAAUAUUCUUGCAACCAAAACGCAAAAGUAGACUAAUCAAGUUGAAUUUGAUUUUCAAAAAAAAAAAAGAGGGGGAAGUUCAGGGGCAUUGAAAAUAAGAGAUUAGGACCCACAAGGUCAUGCUAAUCUACAGGGUCAGAGAGGCUGUAUUCCUCUAUUGUAUUAUCUUAGCUGGUUCUUUACUUGCACUGUCAAAGACUUCAUAAUCCCAGAGGGUAUACCAGGAGGGUACCUUUCUAAGUUAAUCUUGUGAACACUGAAUUUCUUUGCUUCUUUAGUGAAAACAUUUCAAGAUAAAUGAAAGGAAAUUUUAGAAAACCCCCUCUUCAUUGCUUAGCUGAUUUUGAGGUGUGCCCUCGAAUAUCUCUGAAAUCAUACAGAGGCAACAUGACUGCCAGAUCUGGCAAUGUGUUCUAAAUCUUCACUCUCUACCAGAUUAGUUCUAUUUUUAAGCUGUUUCACUUUGGAAACAGACAUAUGGAAAGCCUACAAGGCACGCUGGAAAGCACAUUGUAUCAAUUCAAUCAGUGUAUAUAUGUGGAAGAUACCCAGAACCGGAUGCUUCUGCAGCCUGGUGGACAUCUUCUACAGUUACUGUUGCUGGACUAUUCAAAUAUUUGAAAAGAGUUGUCUUAGUUGUUAACAGGUAGAAGGAGACAUGCAUCAUGGGCAACUACUUAAAAUAAAUCUUAAAUUACAGGGACUCUGUGAUAUUUAAAAAAAGACUGAAAAGAGAUGUUUGCAAUUUUUAAUCUAGCUGCUGUAGGUAUGACUUUGCACAGUACACUUUAUAAUGUCCUCAGAGAAAGCAUGAAAACAUUUCUAAAGGCGUGGGAAGAAGCAGACAGGGGAGAGGUCACUGAGAGAAAAACUCUUGAUAUUCGCUACCGUGCAUGUUUUCAAGUCUACCCCACCUUCUUGCGCAUCUCCAGCACUUAACAUGAGAGAUGGAGUGUUGAAGGGUUAGUUUGUAGACCUAGUCCAAAUUUAGUGAAAUGCAAAGCCAAGAAAGUCAAUGAGGAAAUUAAAUGUAAAUUCUGAGCAGGCAUUUAUCAGGUUACUUGAGCAACCAAUCAUUAUUAAUUUCUGUUAUUUGGCAGUGACUUCUCUGUCUAUUUCUUACCCAAAAAGCCCAUCAGAAGGCAUUCCUUACAUUAUUGUUAACCUCUUGAUUGCUGUUCUUAAGGAUAGAUACAUAUAUGUGUAUGUAGUCAAGGGGACAUCCUUCCCCUCAGUAUCUGUGAGAUUUGCUUAUUGUUAAUGUACUGAGUGAGCUCCUUUGUGCAUCAGGAAAAAAAAAAUAAAUAAGAUUUUGUGUUUCCA